AUGCCUUCCAUUACGAAAAUUGCCGGUGUCGUCGCCGCCGUGGCCGCUGUUGCCAGUGCUCUCCCGGCCCAGCCCAAGUUCACCAGGGCGCAAGAGAAGAUCUUCAAUGUGGCAAAGCGUCAGACAGCUGCCGAGCAAGCACUGGGACUUACGGAUGUCGAUAUUCUGCAAUUCGCCCUGACUCUCGAGUGGCUCGAGGCUACCUUCUACCAGCAAGGAUUUGCCCAGUUCCCCGAUGACCAGUUUGCCGCCCUCGGCCUGACCGCUCAGCAAAUCUCGGAUCUCAAGAACAUCGGCCAGACGGAACAGGCCCACGUGCAGACGCUGCAGAGCUCGAUCGCCCAGGCCGGCGUCAAGCCCGUCCAGCCCUGCACGUACAACUUCGGCUUCACGGACGCCAAGGGCAUGGUUGCCACCGCCAGUGUGCUCGAGAACGUUGGUGUCUCCGCCUACCUAGGCGCCGCCCCUAUCUUGGCCGACUCCAAAAUCCUGGCUGCUGCCGGCUCCAUCUUGACCGUCGAGGCCCGUCACCAGUCCUUCAUCCGCGCCGCCAGCGGCACCGUUGCCGUUCCCCAGCCCUUCGACACCCCUCUGGGUCCCAAGGCCGUCUUCUCCCUCGCCGCCCCCUUCAUCCAGUCGUGCCCGGCAGGCUCCAACCUGGCCCUCACUGCUUUCCCCACCUUGACCAUGACCACUGCUGCCCCCGCGGCCGGCCAGGUCCUGGCCGCAGGCACCGGUAUCCAGGUCCAGAGCACGGCCUCCGCUCAGGCAAAAUUCUGUGGUUUCACCAACGCCAACGCCCCCGGUGGUACCGUCUUCGCUUCAUUCACCGAGGGUGCCGGCUGCCAGCUUCCCCAGAACUUGGCCGGUAUUACCUACAUGACCCUCACGAGCGCCGCCCCGGCCACCGGUGUCAUCUCGGACGACAUCAUCCUCGCCGGUCCCAUGGUCCUCUCGCUAUAA
Neoarthrinium moseri is the source of this 963-nucleotide messenger RNA. RefSeq lists its product as uncharacterized. Bases 1 to 963 code for a protein of 320 amino acids. Lineage: Eukaryota; Fungi; Ascomycota; Sordariomycetes; Amphisphaeriales; Apiosporaceae. The transcript is spliced from 2 exons. The record is from RefSeq and is a predicted model, not a curated record.